AUUACAUUACCUAUUUCUAGACAAUAGUAAUAAUGAGCCUAACUACUUUUUCCCAUUAGAUCUUGAUAGCAUAACUUCUUCACAACAAGAAGUUGAUUAUGACAUAGGAGAGAGUUCAGAAGGAAUAAAGUUUUUUAUCCCGAAGAUCGAUGACGCGCUUAAGCCAAAUAUGAAAGCACAAUAUGCGACUAUAAAUGAAGUCAAAAGAAUGUACARGGCUUAUGCGGACAACGMYGGCUUUGAUGUUCGCAUGCAUGUAAAAAAAAGAACAAGCAUGGCGAAAUUCAAACUAGGUGGUUUGUCUGCAGCAGGGAGGGAAACCCAAAAAAGAAGGAUUUUGAUUCGUUGUACAUGCAGCUGGGAUAGGGCUUGUUACGAGAUAUAUGAGUUCGUUGAGGCACAUAACCAUGCAUUGUUCACUAAAAACGAUCGUCGUUUCUCUCGGAAGAAUAGACAGAUGAAGUAUACAGAUUUCAAAAUUGUACAAAAUAGCUCGAGCUACAAAGUCAGCGCGAGGAGGGCUCAUCGUAUUCAGACCGCAUUGAACGGUGGAUUUGAGCAUACUCGCAUCUCUGAAAUUGACUUCAAGAAUUUCAAGAGGGAUGCUGAGUUGAGCGCAAUUUUCUGGGCGGAUGAAGUUGCUAGAAUUAACUACAAAGAAUUCGGUGAUGUCAUAUCGUUCGAUGGUACCUUUCGCACUAACAAGCAUGCAAUGAUUUUUGUUCCUUUCUUGGCUGUUGACAACCAUAAGGCGUCUGUUGUUGUUGGAUCCGCUCUUAUGAGUGGAGAGACGAUUGAUAACUUUACAUGGGUUCUAAAGGCCUUUCUAAAGUGUCAUGUGAAGCAACCAGUGUUCGUAAUUACAGACCAAUGUUCUGCAAUGAAGCAGGCUAUUCCGAAGGUGUUCACGGAAUCCAAGCAUCGACUAUGUAUGUGGCACAUUAUGAAGAAAGCCUCUUCAAAGGUUAGUGUCGCCCUAAAUCAUGAUCCUACGUUCAAUAAAGUCAUCAACAAGCUCAUAUGGAACAUUCAUAUUGGCCCAUCGGAGUUCGAGAGCCAUUGGAAUGAGAUGAUAGAUAAAUACAAUCUAGCUGGGGAUACUUGGUUUACAGAGAUGUAUGAAAUCCGACACUCGUGGAUUCCUGCCUAUCACAAGGACACGCCGAUGUCUGGGCUAAUGAAAACAACCUCAAGAUCCGAGAGUUCGAUUUCGUAUAUCAACAUAUACGAAUCGUACUGGUUUGAUUUGGUGCAAUUCCUUAAUAAUUACGGCGUAGCUAUAGAGAAACAAAGAUACAGACAAUCUGUUCAUGAAAUAGUGACGAGAACGACUAAUCCCAAGUUUGCUACUCCAUUGCGUUUAGAAAGUCAUGCAUCAAGCAUAUACAGUGGAAACAUGUUUUUUGACAUCCAAAAGGAAAUAAAGAAGGCUGUUUGGUUUUGUGCUAUUGAGACCAUCGAAUGCCGGGAUGAUUUUAAGUCGUUCGUGAUAAGCCACAAGGCCAAGAAAUCAGCUGACAACAUCACGUAUCUGGUGGGCCGUAAUUACUCAACAAACACAGUCGAAUGCGAUUGUAACCUAUUUACACAUAAUGGGUAUCUCUGUCGUCACGCGUUCAAGGUACUAAUAAAUGACGAAGUUGAAUGCAUUCCSGAAAAAUACGUAUUACGUCGAUGGAAACGAGAGUUAGUUCCAGUACAGAUACAGUCCACAWGAGUUCGUUAUGGGGAGGUCAACGCCGAGAUAGAAAAGUCUAUAAUUGAUGUAUAUUCCAAGAUCGACGACAUAAUAAGCAUCGCCCGCAAUGAUAAAUCUAUAUUAGAUAGAUUGGGGCGUAACCUCGACAAAUUCAUGGUUGAUAUAGAGAAGGAAGUUCCAUACGAAGACCCAUCCCAACAAAAGAUGGAUGCGAUAAGAGAUCAUCUAGGUGUUUCCAUACCUGAUGAGGUGGACAUUCUACCACCAUCUGGAAUAAGGUACAAAGGUUGUGGAACUGGAAAGAGGCUGCUUGAACUUGAUCUCAGUGUUUUGCUUGAAUCCGUAGUUGAUGCUAUUUGUUAG
Messenger RNA from Cynara cardunculus var. scolymus (artichoke), 2062 nucleotides. RefSeq names its product protein FAR1-RELATED SEQUENCE 5-like. Gene Ontology annotation, biological process: regulation of DNA-templated transcription. The record is from RefSeq and is a predicted model, not a curated record. Gene Ontology annotation, molecular function: zinc ion binding. The transcript has 8 exons. NCBI's taxonomy places the organism in Eukaryota, Viridiplantae, Streptophyta, Magnoliopsida, Asterales, Asteraceae. The annotation marks the transcript as partial.